Molecule: messenger RNA, 3772 nt
Organism: Oncorhynchus gorbuscha (pink salmon)
Lineage: Eukaryota; Metazoa; Chordata; Actinopteri; Salmoniformes; Salmonidae
Gene: zmiz2
Product: zinc finger, MIZ-type containing 2
Biological process (GO): protein sumoylation; regulation of transcription by RNA polymerase II
Molecular function (GO): zinc ion binding; SUMO ligase activity
Source: RefSeq, a predicted model, not a curated record
CUCUCGAUGACUCCUUCUGUAAUGAUCAGCUACUCUGGUCUAGGGGCGAGGAGAAAAGUCAGUCGCUAGCCUUGUGUAGGGUGUGUGAGGGACAUGAAAAAUGCCUUUCUCCCGUCGGAGACAACAGCCCCGUGAUCUCAUGAAUAUAUUCUAGCUGGCGGGCCAUUGUGCAAUAGUCAGGGAGGUAUGCAAUCCAGUUUCUUGGGCAAAAACGGCUGCUCGGAGCAAGGACCAACUACUACACAGCGAUUCUUCUCACUUUUGUGCAUGCUUACAUUCCGAGUAGUGACGACGCCGGACAAGCAGUGAUACGGAUCUUUUGAGGCACAUUCGACGAGGCUGCCAGCUACAGUUUUAAAGGGGAAACGAUUCGCCACAUCCAGACAUGGGAGCGAACGUUACAACUUGAAGACAGACAAGACACACUGUUGCGGAUAUAAGGAAAAAUAACGAACAUAGCCUACUUUUAUUGUCACCGACCAAUACUUCUUGGAACUAUCUACCAGCUGAAUAAUACAGAAUCAAAUAAAGAAUUCCAACCACGGGUAGUUGGAGUCAAAGGCUGCCUGUCAGGGUCUUGUUGACCUCCCCGUUCCUCCGAUGAACCCCCUCAACUCCAUGAAACCCGGUCUGCCUCCCACUCCGCACAGUGACGGUAACUUCCUGUAUGACUCUGCCUCCUGGCAACAAGGCACCAAUCAGCAGCCAGGCGCCCUCUCUGUGGUAACCACUGUCUGGGGCGUGACCAAUCCCUCGCACAGCCAGGUGUUUGGCGCGCCCAUGGGUCCGGGCGGGAACUCUGGAGGUCACAUGAUGCAGGGUAGCGGUGGCGGUGGGGGGAUGAGUCCCGGUGUGAACCACCAGUACCAGAGCUAUGGAGAUAAGGGCUACGGACAACCAGGUCUCUACGGACGCCCCAACACCGCCUAUAACCAAGCACCACCAUAUGGACAGAGUUACUCUAAUAAUGGUGGUGGUGGAGGGGGAAUGGGCCAACGCCCCCCCUCUGACUUCACCCAGGCUGCCGCCGCUGCUGUUGCCGCCGCCGCUGCCACUGCAACCGCCACUGCCACGGCAACAGUUGCCGCCAUCCAGGAGAAGCAGAACCAGGAAAUGAACUACGGCCAGAUGGGCGGAGGACCCUCCUCCUACAGUACCCAGUUCCUGUCCCACCCGGGCCCCCAGCAGGGUGGGCCCCGGGGCCCCCCGGGGAUGAGCCCCAGUGGGAUGGUCCAGUCCCGGCCUGGACAGCACCCCUCAAUGGGGGGCAUGGGGUACCCCUCGCACCCCUCCCAGGGUCAGGGCCAGAGGAUGUCCCAGCAGCACCAAGGCUACCCAGCAGGUCAACAACAGGGGCUCAAACGCCCCUACCAAUCUGAGGGUUUCCCAGGGCAGCAACAGUAUGGUUCAGGGGGCAUGUCUCCGUACCAUGGUGGCCAGCCCCUCCAGUACCCCCCCGGACCCCAGCAGCGCCCGCCCCAGUCCCCAUCAUACCACCCCAACCAGCGCAUGCCCCCCAUGGCACAGUACCAGCAAGGACCACCCAACCCGGCACAGUACUACAAGGAGCAGCAGUACAAUGGGCAGCAGGGUAACAUGCCACCAGGAGGCUACAAUGCCUUCACACAGGCUGCUGUCAAUGCGCAGGGUGGCCGAGUGAUGCCGGGGUACCCCAGUUCUCCUUUGGGGGGUAACCCAACCCCUCCCAUGACUCCAGGCAGCAUGCCCCCCUACCUGUCACCCGGUGGGCCUGGACCGGACACCAAGCCCCCCUACCUCCCCCAAGGCCCUGACAUCAAGCCCCCCUACCUCCCCCAAGGCCCUGACAUCAAGCCCAACAUCAACUCCCUACAGCCCCCUUUAGGUAACCCUAGCGACGACCUGCGGCUGACCUUCCCGGUGCGCGACGGCGUGGUGCUGGAGCCGUUCCGAUUGGAGCACAACCUGGCAGUCAGCAACCAUGCCUUCCAGCUGCGAGACUCUGUCUACAAAACCCUCAUGAUGAGGCCUGACCUGGAGCUGCAGUUUAAGUGUUAUCACCAUGAGGACCGGCAGAUGAACACUAACUGGCCCGCUUCCGUACAGGUUUCUGGUCCUUGCUUACAGGUGAGUGUGAACGCCACACCGCUCACCAUCGAGAGGGGCGACAACAAGACGUCCCACAAGCCCCUCUACCUCAAGCAGGUGUGUCAGCCGGGACGCAACACCAUCCAGAUCACCGUCACCGCUUGCUGCUGCUCCCACCUGUUUGUGUUGCAGCUGGUCCACAGGCCAUCAGUACGCUCAGUUCUGCAAGGUUUAAUGAAGAAGAGAUUACUGCCCGCAGAGCACUGUGUGUCUAAGAUUAAGAGGAACUUCAAUAGUGGGACCAUCCCUGGAACCACAGGGCUGAACGGAGAGGAUGGUGUGGAGCAGACAGCCAUCAAAGUCUCUCUGAAAUGUCCCAUCACCUUCAGACGCAUCCAGCUGCCCGCACGGGGACACGACUGUAGACAUAUCCAGUGUUUUGACCUGGAGUCGUACCUGCAGUUGAACUGUGAGAGAGGGACCUGGAGAUGCCCUGUGUGCAAUAAGAGCGCUCUACUGGAGGGACUAGAAGUGGACCAGUACAUUCUGGGGAUUCUAAUUUACAUACAGAACUCGGACUAUGAGGAGAUCACCAUUGACCCAGUGUGUGGCUGGAGGCCGGUGCCCAUUAAACCAGACAUCCACAUAAAGGAGGAAGCAGACGGGCCUGUGUUGAAGCGCUGCCGGACGGUCAGCCCCAGUCACAUGAUGAUGCCCAAUGUCAUGGAGAUGAUUGCUGCCCUGGGACCGGCCUCCUCGCCCUACCAGGGUCUACCACCUGGGGGCAGGAACACACCUGACUACAACAGCCAAGCAGGUCAAGGAUACUCCAGCCAGUCAGGCUUCUCUGAGUUUCCCAACACCCCUGGAACUCCAACCCUGAGAGACUUCACCUCCCCUGGACCACCUAACAUCUACCAGCAGGACCAGAUGUCCCACUCUGGCCGUAUGGACCCUUCCCAUAAUGCCCUGCAGCAACAACAGCAGCAGCACCAGCAGGGUGUCCACGGUAACCAGAGUAUCGGAGGCGGCGUUGGCGGACAGAUGCAGCAGCGGAACUCCAAUACCCAGAAUGCCCGGCUGCAGACGGAGGGUUCGUUCGGCCUGGGUGGAGCGGGAGGAGGAGAGGGAGCGGAUCACACCCUGGACCUUCUCCCUGAGCUGACCAAUCCAGAUGAGCUGUUGUCCUACCUAGGUCCUCCAGAUCUACCUAGCAACAGCAACGAUGACCUGCUCUCUCUGUUCGAGAACAACUGAAGACUCACUUUCUUCCUCGUUUAGGGACAGCUUCAUCCUAUUGAGAGGGGGGAGGGGACGGGACAGAGGGAUUCAUGUUUUUAUACCCCAUGCCUGCCCAUCCCUACCCUCUGUGGACCAGACCAACAGGAAGGUGCAGAGGGUAGUGAGAGACAGACAUGACUUUCUCUGUCUGGAAACUCUGUCAAGACUAGUGUUUUUAGACUCAUUAUAAAGCAUCCCUUUGCACUCUGGAUCCAUCAAAUAAAUGAAAAACGAAUAAUCCAGUGAAAAUGGGACUGCCUGCACUGGCCAGCCACUAUAACUGUAAUGUUCUUAAAAAAUCACAAGCUGAAGGAUUUUCAACUUUUUAAAGGACCUUUUUAGAAACCAGAAAAAUUAAGUGUUAUGUUGACUUUCCAUUGUGUAUUUAUGAUUGUGGAACUUGUCAAUAAACGAGAAACAGACA